This is a messenger RNA of Arachis duranensis, 489 nucleotides long. RefSeq names its product vacuolar protein-sorting-associated protein 33 homolog. Gene Ontology annotation, biological process: intracellular protein transport; vesicle-mediated transport. The coding region runs from base 13 to 435 and encodes 140 amino acids. The record is from RefSeq and is a predicted model, not a curated record. Gene Ontology annotation, cellular component: CORVET complex; vacuole. Lineage: Eukaryota; Viridiplantae; Streptophyta; Magnoliopsida; Fabales; Fabaceae. The transcript has 5 exons.
GAAAGAGUUGAAAUGUGGCUUACCUUUUUUCUAUCUUAUUGCAUUUGUAUACUGCAGUUUUUGAAUAUCAAGAAUGGUUCUAUAGAGCUUGAUGCGUCUAUUAUGGGACUUCAGCAAGAGGGGAAAAAAACUAAAGUUCCACUUAAUUCAACUGACAAGCUCUUCAAGGAGAUACGGGAUCUCAACUUUGAAGUUGUUGUCCAGAUUUUGCGUCAAAAAGCUACAUCCAUGAAGCAAGACUACACUGAGAUGACGACUACUUCACAAUCAGUUUCCGAGUUGAAGGACUUCGUGAAAAAGCUGAACUCAUUGCCAGAAAUCACUAGACACAUAAAUCUCGCUCAGCAUCUGACAACAUUCACAUCAAAGCCUUCAUUUCUGGGGCAGCUUGAUAUGGAACAUACAAUUGUUGAGUCUCAGAGUUAUGACAUGUGAGUUGAUGUUGCAUGCAGACGUCCUUAAAGUAUUUGGAUGGCAUUUUAUUGUCAA